This is a messenger RNA of Lathyrus oleraceus (garden pea), 881 nucleotides long. Its product is annotated as leucine-rich repeat protein 1. The record is from RefSeq and is a predicted model, not a curated record. The coding region runs from base 92 to 739 and encodes 215 amino acids. The transcript has 7 exons. NCBI's taxonomy places the organism in Eukaryota, Viridiplantae, Streptophyta, Magnoliopsida, Fabales, Fabaceae.
GAAACAAAAAGUGGAAGAAACUUGAUUUACUUGCACUAUAAAUUUCCCUAUACAGAAUUGGAAAGAAAAAAAGCUCUAGUCACUUUCUCUGAUGGAGACGAACACACUUUUUCAUCUUGUUACCAUUUUUACUAUUCUGUUAUCAGCGAAUGCAAACUCUGAAGGUGAUGCUCUGUAUGCAUUCAGAACAAGUGUAAGAGAUCCAAACAACAUUCUACAGAGUUGGGACCCCACUCUUGUCGAUCCUUGUACAUGGUUUCAUGUUACAUGUGAUACUCAUAACAGGGUUACUAGACUAGACCUUGGACAUGCAAAACUCUCUGGCCAUUUGGUUCCUGAGCUAGGAAACCUCCGUCACCUUCAGUUUCUAGAAUUGUAUAGGAAUGAAUUGGUGGGUCCAAUACCAAAGGAACUUGGAAAUUUGAAGAACUUGAUUAGCUUGGGUCUUUACCAUAACAAUCUCACUGCUUCCAUUCCUCGCACCCUCUCCAACCUCUCUAAUAUCAAAUUCUUGAGACUCAACAACAAUAAGCUGACAGGAAGAAUACCAAGGGAACUCACUAAGCUGAAAAACCUCAAGAUCCUAGACCUGUCAAACAAUGAUCUCUGUGGUACCUUUCCCACAUAUGGCUCCUUCUCCAAGUUCUCUCAACAAAGUUUCAGGAACAACCCAAGAGUUACAGGUCCAGAGUUAAUGGGAUUUGUGAGAUAUGAUGAUAUUGGAGGAAGAUGCAAAUGAAAGAAUGACAAUCCUGAGCCAAAUCUUUUGGUUACCAGAUGGUUUCGAGUGUCAAUUUGUAAUAUUGAUAUAUACUUGAUGUAUAAUGGAAAUAACAUAUUUGGCUAUUUUGUUUUUUCCUUAUCCACUUCUACUUUUCUCA